AUGGAACAAGAGCGGAAAAACCUUAAUGUACAGAUGCAAAUCACUUUUACACCUUUUAAAAAGGUUGUCCAAACUGGAAUAAGUCAACCAUCUUUUUCAAAACAAGUCGUUAUCUAUGUGCGUCUCGAUAGUGUACUAUCUAUUUUCCUGAGAACUGGACUAAGUGUGGCCUAUGAGGCUGUGAUAGUAUAUUAUAAUCUCAAAUGGAUGUGUGUCCUACAAACACUAACACUAGGCUUUGCAUUCCCUCUAAUUAGUCCAGUAAUCCUGCUACUUGUGCGAUGGCGACACGUUAGUUGUACAUGUGCAAGUACACGGUGUAUAAAUAAAAAUGUACACAUUGGCAUUGAAUCCAAGCGCCUUAUCAAAUCACUCUCUUCUUUCUUUCUUGUCAAGUCCGAAAGUGAUGAUCUUAACGCUGACAAUGACUUAUUGUCAACUCUUAUGCUUGAAGAAAUGGCGGAUUUGGCCUGGGGAGAAUCUGAUAAGCCGCCAAUUGAAACCGAAAUUCAAUUGACUCAAUUAAUACAAAUUUGUUUUUCAAUUGCCGCAUUAUCAGAUCCGAGUCAGGAUGACAAAAAAAAAUGUUUGCCUCUCAAAGACAUCAUUGGGUGGAAUAAGUUACAGUACUCUAUUACAGAUUUUGAAUUAUCCGGCUUAUAUGUGCAACGUGUACUCGAGGAUUCACUACGAUACCUCUUUUCAUUACUGCACCUUUACAACUCUUAA
Molecule: messenger RNA, 729 nt
Organism: Lobosporangium transversale
Lineage: Eukaryota; Fungi; Mortierellomycota; Mortierellomycetes; Mortierellales; Mortierellaceae
Exons: 6
Coding region: 1-729 (242 amino acids)
Source: RefSeq, a predicted model, not a curated record